This is a messenger RNA of Megalops cyprinoides (Indo-Pacific tarpon), 674 nucleotides long. It is a transcript of the gene stum, whose product is annotated as stum, mechanosensory transduction mediator homolog. The coding region runs from base 135 to 527 and encodes 130 amino acids. The record is from RefSeq and is a predicted model, not a curated record. Lineage: Eukaryota; Metazoa; Chordata; Actinopteri; Elopiformes; Megalopidae. The transcript has 4 exons.
GCGUGCAUACGCGGUCCACUUCGUGCAGUUUGGCUGCUUCUCUUGCUAGGAGGUUGCUGUCAGUCGUAGUUUUUCGGAGUUCGCCACAACACACUGAAACGGGGAAAAUUGCCUUAUUUUCCCCCUCUAAGAAGAUGGACCAGAAAGACACAGAGAUGAACGAGAAAGGAGUGUCUUCUUCUACAAGUGGAGUUGUGGUUCAAGUACGGGAGAAGAAAGGACCUUUGCGAGCAGCUAUCCCUUACAUGCCUUUUCCAGUAGCGGUAAUUUGUCUGUUUCUCAACACCUUCAUACCCGGAUUAGGGACUUUUGUCUCAGCCUUCACGGUGCUGUGCGGGGCACGGACAGACCUGCCGGAUCGCCACAUGUGCUGCGUGUUCUGGUUGAACAUCGCCGCCGCGUUCAUCCAGAUCCUCACUGCCAUCGUCAUGGUGGGCUGGAUCAUGAGUAUAUUCUGGGGAAUGGACAUGGUCAUUCUGGCAAUUUCUGAAGGCUACAGAGAUCAAGGCAUUCCCCAGCAGCUGUGAGGUGGUACAGUAAAUUUACGACAAGAAUGUACAGUAGUCUCCUGGCGUCCUCUCGGAGGGACAGAAGCAGAGAGAUGCCUUCACUGUCACACAGGAAGGAGGGGUUCUUUUUCACAUGCCCCCCUCCCGCCCUCCCGCCCCGCCCAG